Messenger RNA from Effrenium voratum, 5097 nucleotides. The record is from the annotation of a GenBank genome assembly. NCBI's taxonomy places the organism in Eukaryota, Dinophyceae, Suessiales, Symbiodiniaceae.
AUGGACGCAUCCGCUUGCGCCGCGGAGCGGGCAGCGCUGCGCCAGAAGCUGGAAGGCAGCAAGGUCGUGGAGGAGCUGUCCUCCAGCGCCUGGCGGCUGCGGAAGGGCGAGGAAGAUGUCGUGGUGGCCACGGAGGUCUUUAUGGACAAAGCGGAGCCUGCCAUCGAGUCGCUUCUCUUUGGGGCCCUAGCCUCAACGGGCGAUGGAUGGUUCUGCAACGACCGCUAUCACAAGCAGAUGGCCAAAGGUGCUGCUGAUGUUUGCGUGGAGGUCAUUUACCCUGCGACCAAGAAGGACAUCGACAAGCGGCGGAAGGCGAUCUUGGUUCGGGUGCCGGAGAGCCGAGAUCUCUACGAUGCAGUGACCGUGCCGAAGACCCUUCAGGGGGCCGAGAAGCGAGACACCUGGGUGGCCAAUAUCAUAGAAGGCAAGGCUGAGCAAGAAUUCGUGGUGAAGGAGCUGUCAGGCAAUGGCCUGGUGGUGGUUAAGGACUACAAGUGGCAAAAGAUGGAGGUUGUGGAUGACUUAUACUACCUAUGCCUUUUCUCCGAUAUGGCAGUCCGCUCGCUGAGAGAUUUGCGGGCUGAGCAUUUGCCUCUUCUCAAGAGGAUACGUGCAGAGGUCGUCCCUGGACUGGCCAGAAAGCAUGGCGUUGAAGCAUCAGCGCUAUUGGCGUAUGUGCACUAUCACCCAACUUUCUGGUACUUCCACGUGCACAUUGUCAACUACCACCACAACAUGUUCCAAAGCGAGAAGUCAGGUGAGAACUUGCUGCUGACUGCCAUGGAUCGUUUCCGCAAGCUUGAGGACGUCAUCUCGAUACUAGAAUCCACUGGAGUGACGCCUCGCGCCCUUGCAAAGCUGCGCAGAAAGAGGCGCUUUGUAGUGGCGGCUGCCAACCAGAUGUUGCAGCAUCUCUCCGAUGGCUUCAUGAGGGGGAUGUCGAUGCACAUGGACUCGGGGGCCUUGUCCCCGAUGUCCCAGGAGAUGGACUUCCACAACUCGCAGCUGAGGCUGGUGCGUGAGCAAACGGCCAACUGCAUCAAGGACCUGAAUGCCCUGAGGGCUGAGGUGAUGCUUUUGAAGUCCGAGCACGAGUCCGACCGCUUGAGUCACAGCGCAGCCGUGAACACCAUGGAGGGCAAGACCAUCGACGUGCAGGAGCAGUUUGAACGAGAGCGGCGCGAGCGUGACGGCUUGCUGCACCAGUUGUCAAACAAGGUGCAGGACAUGGAGCGCGACGUGCCCAGCAUGCGCGAGGAGGUAAAUGCCAUGCAGAGCCAGCUCCGGAACUUGGAGACGGCUUGGCACCCCCACAUCGAGGACCUGCAGAGCUCCUUCCUCAAAGAGGUCGAGGCUCGCAGCCACGCGCAUGGCAAGCUCGAACAGAAGAUCGCCGAGCUGGAUGCAGGCCUGGCCAAGAAUGGCUCGCUGCACAAGGAGCUCCACGAGAAGCACUCCUCGGCCCAGGAGCAUUUGGACAAGAUGAACCGGGAGCAUGCGCACAUGACGGGUAAGGUCGCAGAGAUGCAGGAGUGCCACAAUGCCUUGCGAAAGCAUUUGGAGGACGACAAGGCGCAGAAAGAGAAAGCGCUGGAGGACUUGCAUUCUACAUUUUCCCAGCACGGCAAGCAUUUGAGCGAGCACACGUCUUCCAGCCAGGAGCGCCUGGACUACCUGGAGAAGCUCAUGGGCGACUCCGCGGACCGCCACACGCGCGAGCUGGCUGCCACGCGCCAAAGGUUCCAGGACCACUCCGCGCAGUCCAAGGGGCUUCAGGAGCAAAUGGCCACUUCUUUGGCUUCACGCGUGGAGUUCCUCGAGAAGAGUCUGGGCGACUCUGCUGCAAAGCACUGCCAGGAGCUGCGCGACGCGCAUCAGAAGAUCACAGAUCUGCACGGCCAGAUCACCGAGCACAGCGCGAGGAAACAUGCCACGCUGCAGGAGCGGAUGGACUUCAUCGAGCACAUGAUCGGGGACAAUGUGCAGCGCCACGGCGAGGAGCUGAAGAAGACGCAGCAAAAGGUGUCCGAGUUGCAUGGCAAGCUCGGAGCGGGGCCGGCUGGCUCGCGCAACAAUGGCGACUCGCAGGUCACCUUUGCGAACCGGCUGCAGUACUUGGAACAGGCGCUGGGCGACUCAGCAGCCAAGCACCAGGAGGAGCUGAGCCAUGCCCACAGCAAGCUCGAGACGCUCCACGGCCGGAUGUCCCAAAUGGAGGCGGCCAUGGUGGAUGAGUUGAAGCACCACAGUGAGAAGCACAGCUCCGCUCUGGACGACUUGAAGACUGCCCAUGCGAAUCUGAGCAACGACAAGUCCAGCCUGGACCAGCAUCACUCCAACCUGAAGGAGCGCGUUGACUACCUGGAGAGCAUGAUGGGUGACUCAGCGGACCAUCACAAGAAGGUCUUGGAGGAGCAAAAGGCGAGCCACACGAAACUGGCCAACGACUUGCGCGCCCGCGAGGCGAGCCAUGCCACGAUGACGGAUCGCAUGACCUACAUCGAGCAGCGCAUGGGGGACUCCUUUGACAAGCACAGCCAGGAGCUGGCUGCUGCGGUUGCAAAAGUCGAUGCAGUGCACGCGCGAGUCUCUGAAGAGCGUGUAGCCAGGGAGGCGCACGGCGCCUCUCUGGAGAGCCUGAGGAAGGCGCACAACAGCAUGGCCAGUGACAAGAUGGCGCUGGAAAAGCAUCAUUCAACUUUGACGGAGCGCAUUGACUAUCUCGAAAAGGCUUUGGGCGACUCCUCGGAGAAGCACAGCCGGGACUUAGAGGCCUUGAAGGCGGCCCACCAGAAGAUCGCCUCGGACAGCAAGGGCAAGGAGCAGAGCCACGGAGUGGUCACGGAGCGCUUGGGCCAGCUCCAGAGGGAGAAGGAAGAUCUGCAAGCGCGGCACAUGUCUUUGGGCGAGCGCGUGGAUUACUUGGAGAAGCUGCUUGGGGAGAGCGGAGAGAAGCAUGCGCAGGAGCUUGAGAAAGUCAAGGCCAAGCACGCAAAAGACUUGGAAGCCAGCAGCGCCAAGCUCCAGGGCCAUCACCUCGGCAUGCAGGAGCGUUUAGAGUUCCUGGAAGGGAAGUUGGGGGACUCCGCCGAGAAGCACGCCAAGGAACUGGGGAACGUGCACAACAAGGUGGACCAACUGCACAGCAAAUUGCUGGAGGAGAGAAGCCAGCGAGAGGAGAAAGUGCAGACCCUUCACGGCCAUGUCCGCGAUCAAGUCGCCGGAGAGCAAAAGGUCCGUGAGGAGCGCCAUGCCUCCAUGGAGGAGCGGCUGAAGUUCUUGGAGGGCCUCCUGGGGGACAAUGCAGAUAAGCAUAGCAAGGGCGUAGAGGAGCACACCAAGAAUGUAAAGGUCUUGCAGGAGAAGCACGCUGGGCUUUCGGAGCGCUUGGACUACUUGGAGAAGGCGCUUGGGGAUUCAGCGGACAAGCAUACUCAGGAGACCGCGGCGCAGCAGCUCAAGCUGGAGCAGCUGCACGGAAAGCUGAGCGAUCAUCAGACAAGCCACGAGGCUUACGUGGCCAAGAGCCAGCACCUCAUCGACAGGGAGAAAGAAGCCAGGGAAGGGAACCACGCGUCGCUGGUCACCCGAUUGAACCACUUGGAGGAGCUUCUCACUGGGCACUCCAAGGACCACGAGGGCCACCGGGCAGGGCAGGCCAAGCUGGGCCAGGAGCUCAAGGCCCGAGCCACUGCACACAGCUCCUUGGAAGAGCGCCUCACAUAUUUGGAGAAGUCGCUCGGUGACUCUGCAGACAAGCACGCAGAAGCGUCCAAGGAGCUGCAGCUGGCCCAGGCUAAGUUCGAACAGGUGCACAGCCGGCUGUCGCAAGUGGAGAAGCAUGGGGAGCACAUUGACGAACUCAAGAAGGUCCAAGCAACAGCCAGCAGUCAGAAGGCGCAGCAGGACAUCGCCCACGUGUCUCUGAGGGAGCGCGUGGAUUUCCUCGAGUCGAGCCUCGGUGACAAUGCAGAGAAGCACAGCAAGGUGGGGAGGAAUCUGCUGCCUUGCAGCCGUUUCGGCUAUCCGCUAGUGGCAAUGGCAGACCUCAUGCCGGCGGUUGCCACUUCAGCGGAUCUGGCGACAGCUCCGAAGAAGAGCCGAGUUUCCGACGAGUACAAGGAGCUGGAGAAGGAGGAUUCCCUGCUGCAGCACAAUCCCAGACGCUGGGUGAUGUUUCCCAUCCAGCACGAAGAGCUUUACGAGUUCUACAAGAAGCACAAGGCUUCUUUCUGGACGGCGGAGGAGAUCGAUUUGAUGCAGGACAACAAGGACUGGGAGAGGCUGACAGAGGGGGAGCAGCACUUUGUGAAGCAUGUCUUGGCGUUCUUCGCAGCCAACGGGAUCGUGCCGGAGAACCUCGCGGCGCAGUUCUCCACAGAAGUCCAGAUGCCGGAGGCGCGGGCCUUCUAUGGGUUCCAGAUGGCCAUGGAGAACAUCCACUCCGAGACCUAUUCCCUGCUGAUCGAGCAGUACAUCAAGGACCCGGCGGAGAAGGACCGGCUCUUCGAGGCGGUCCACGGGAUGCCCGCGGUGCGCGAGAAGGCCGAGUGGGCGGUGCAGUGGAUGAACCGGGAGGCCUCCUUCACUGAGAGACUGGUGGCCUUUGCUGUGGUGGAGGGGAUCUUCUUCAGCGGGUCCUGUUGUGCACUCUUCUGGCUGAAGAAGCGAGGCCUGAUGCCUGGCCUGACAUUUUCCAACGAGCUCAUCUCUAGGGACGAAGGGCUUCACGCAGACUUCACCUGUUUUCUGUAUGGCAUGUUGCAGAAGAAGCUGCCGGAGGACAUCGUGCACGAGAUGAUCCGCGGCGCCGUUGAAGUGGAGCGGGGCUUCAUUUGCGGCGCUCUGCCCUGCGAUCUCAUCGGCAUGAACAAGGACUUGAUGACUCAGUACAUUGAGUUUGUGGCAGAUCGCCUGCUGAGUGCAUUGGGCCACAGCAAAGUGUUUGGAUCUGCCAACCCCUUCGACUGGAUGGAGAUGAUCUCUUUGCAGGGGAAGACCAACUUCGAGAAGCGGGCGGGUGAGUACCAGAAAGCCGGGGUCAUGGCUCCAGUUGAGCCCUUCACCGCAUUCGCGCUGGACAAGGAUUUCUGA